CUGAGUGUAAGUUUUUUUGACCAGUUUAUAAGCACAACAUACUUAGGGAUCCCCUUAAUCGCACUAGCAUUAACCUUUCCUUCCAUCUUAUACCCUACAACCUCAACCCGGUGACUAAACAACCGACUGCUUACACUACAAAACGCGUUCAUCAAUCGCUUCACUCACCAACUACUUCUACCCCUAAACGUGGCUGGCCACAAGUGAGCCACUCUCCUGGCCUCCUUAAUACUCUUUUUAAUCUCGCUAAACAUGCUCGGACUCCUGCCCUAUACUUUCACCCCAACCGCCCAACUAUCUCUUAACUUAGGAUUUGCAGUCCCCCUCUGAUUAGCUACUGUUAUCAUUGGAAUACGAAACCAACCAAAUCACGCACUAGGUCACCUUCUACCAGAAGGCACCCCUAAUCUCCUAAUCCCUAUACUCAUUGUCAUCGAAACAAUCAGCCUAUUUAUCCGCCCCCUGGCCUUAGGUGUACGACUAACUGCUAACCUAACAGCAGGCCACCUGCUCAUUCAAUUAAUCUCUACAGCUGUAUUUGUACUCCUACCACUCAUACCAACCGUAGCUAUUCUUACAGCAACAGUCCUAGUUCUUUUAACACUGCUAGAAAUUGCCGUAGCAAUAAUUCAAGCCUAUGUGUUUGUACUACUACUAACGCUCUACUUACAAGAAAACAUUUAA
This is a messenger RNA of Epinephelus moara (kelp grouper), 684 nucleotides long. Lineage: Eukaryota; Metazoa; Chordata; Actinopteri; Perciformes; Serranidae. The record is from the annotation of a RefSeq genome assembly.